GUGACUCUGGGGGGAAAUCCCUAUAUUUUGGUAGUGGGAACGCUCAGCACCCGUGUUGUGUCCCAGGAGAAGGCUUUUCUCUGGAAAGCCACGGAUUUAUGGCUCCAAACGGAGCGCUGUCCAUGGGGCAAAAGCAGCAGGAUGGGGUUGGGGGUCUGCCUGGCGGGCAGGAGGGGCUGCCAGACCCCCUCCUCACCCCGGCCCCGGUGCUCCCGUUCCUCUCCCAGCCUGGAAUCGUGUCCCCGUUCAAGCGAGUGUUCCUGAAGGGGGAGAAGGGCCGGGACAAGAAGGCUCAGGAGAAGGUGACCGAGCGGCGGCCGCUGCACACGGUGGUGGUGGCGCUCCCCGACCGCGUGGAGCCCGACCUGCUGCUCCACGACUACAUCGAGAAGGAAGUCAAGUAUUUAGGGCAGCUCACUUCCAUCCCGGGGUACCUGAACCCCUCCAGCCGCACGGAGAUCCUGCACCUGAUCGACAACGCCAAGAGAGCCCACCAGCUCCCAGGGCAGCUGAGCCCGGAGCACGACGCCGUCAUCAGCCUCUCUGCCUACAACAUCAAGCUGGUGUGGAGGGACGGGGAGGACCUGAUCCUCAGGGUGCCCAUCCACGACAUCGCCUCCGUGUCCUACAUCCGGGACGACUCCGCACACCUGGUGGUGCUCAAGACGGCCCAGGAUCCCGGGAUCUCGCCGAGCCAGAGCCUGUGUGCCGAGGGCUCCAAGGCGCUGACGUCGGGCUCGCUGUCGGAGAGCGCCGGGGGGCCCCUGGAGUGCUGCUGCCUGGUGGUCCUGGCCACGGAGAACAAGGUGGGUGCCGAGGAGCUGUGCUCCCUGCUCAGCCAGGUCUUCCAGAUCGUUUACACCGAGUCCACCAUCGACUUCCUGGACCGCGCCAUCUUCGACGGCGCCUCGACGCCCACACGGCACCUGUCCCUGCACAGCGAUGACUCUUCCACCAAAGUGGACGUGAAGGAGCCCUUCGAGGCAGAUGCCAGCACUUUUUCCUUUGCAGACACGCUGGAAGCGGGGGACACGUCCCCGUCCUCCUUCUCGGCACAGCCGUCCCCACACGUCACCACGGCCAGCGAGAGCGAGCUCAGCACCACGGCCACCGAGCUGCUCCAGGACUACAUGAUGACGCUGCGCACGAAGCUGUCCUCGCAGGAGAUCCAGCAGUUUGCCAUGCUGCUGCACGAGUACCGCAACGGGGCCUCCAUCCACGAGUUCUGCAUCAACCUCAAGCAGCUCUACGGGGACAGCAGGAAAUUCCUGCUCCUGGGCCUGCGUCCCUUCAUCCCCGAGAAGGACAGCCAGCACUUCGAGAACUUCCUGGAGACCAUCGGGGUGAAGGACGGCCGCGGCAUCAUCACGGACAGCUUCGGCCGCUACCGCCGCUCGCUGGGCGCCGCCUCCGCCUCCAACGGCACCGGCGCCGCCGGCAGCUCCGACGAGCAGUCCGUGCCCUCGGAGGAGGACGAGUGGGACCGGAUGAUCUCCCACAUCAGCAGCGACAUCGAGGCCCUGGGCUGCAGCCUGGACCGGGACUCGUCCUGACGGAGCCCGGCCCCGCAGCCGCUCCCGGGGCUGCCCCCGGGGGGACGCCUGGGGCUGCCCCCCGAGCGUGGAGCUGAUCCCGGGACACGGAGCUGGUCCUGGAGGGACCCCAGGACACAGAGCUGCCCCUGGGGGGACGCCUGGGGCUGCCCCCCAUGUGUGGAGCUGAUCCCAGGACAUGGAGCUGGCCCUGGAGGGACCCCGGGACACAGAGCUGCCCCUGGGGGGAUGCCUGGGGCUGUCCCCCGAGCGUGGAGCUGAUCCUAGGACACGGAGCUGGUCCUGGAGGGACACCUGGGGCUGUCCCCCAUGUGUGGAGCUGAUCCCAGGACAUGGAGCUGGCCCUGGAGGGACCCCGGGACAUGGAGCUGCCCUGGGGGAACACCUGGGGCUGCCCCCCGAGCAUGGAGCUGAUCCCAGGCUGAUCCCAGGACACGGAGCUGCCCUCGGGGGGACAUGGAACGUGGAUCUGCCCCAAGGGAACUCUGGAGGUGCCCAACACCACCAACCUGUGCCCUCACGGAGAUCCUGGAACAUGGAGACGCCCUCAGAGGGCUCCCAGACCCCUCCUGUGGGGUCUGGGGGCUCCAGAAAGGGGGUCUGCACUGCCCCAGCCUCAUUCCCAGCUCCAGGGGCUCCAGCUGGGGCUGGGGGGACAGACCUGGGUUUGGAUUUUGGGGGCAGAUCUGCUCCUGAGGGAUGUCCUGAGUGUUGGGAUCCGUUCCCAAGGGGCUGGAUCUGCUCCCCCCCAGUUUACAGUUUGCACAGCGGGUCCCCCAGAACUGCCCUCGCCUCCCCCCCCAAAUGAAGUUGUACCACAAUGUGAAUUUUUUCACCCUCUCA
Molecule: messenger RNA, 2396 nt
Organism: Lonchura striata (white-rumped munia)
Lineage: Eukaryota; Metazoa; Chordata; Aves; Passeriformes; Estrildidae
Source: RefSeq, a predicted model, not a curated record